Messenger RNA from Oreochromis aureus, 809 nucleotides. Its product is annotated as histone H3. The record is from RefSeq and is a predicted model, not a curated record. The transcript has a single exon. Gene Ontology annotation, molecular function: structural constituent of chromatin; DNA binding; protein heterodimerization activity. The coding region runs from base 53 to 463 and encodes 136 amino acids. Gene Ontology annotation, cellular component: nucleosome. NCBI's taxonomy places the organism in Eukaryota, Metazoa, Chordata, Actinopteri, Cichliformes, Cichlidae.
CUGUUUGCUACAUUUUCUGCUGUUAGCACAGUAAAAAGCAAAGAGAGAAAGAAUGGCAAGAACCAAGCAGACCGCUCGCAAAUCUACUGGCGGCAAAGCCCCCAGGAAGCAGCUGGCCACCAAGGCCGCUCGUAAGAGCGCCCCGGCCACCGGAGGCGUCAAGAAGCCCCACCGUUAUAGGCCCGGUACCGUGGCUCUGCGCGAGAUCCGCCGUUACCAGAAAUCCACCGAGCUGCUCAUCCGCAAGCUGCCCUUCCAGCGCCUGGUCCGCGAGAUCGCCCAGGACUUCAAGACCGACCUGCGCUUCCAGAGCUCUGCCGUUAUGGCUCUGCAGGAGGCCAGCGAGGCUUACCUGGUCGGACUCUUCGAGGACACCAACCUGUGCGCCAUCCACGCCAAGAGGGUCACCAUCAUGCCCAAAGACAUCCAGCUGGCUCGCCGCAUCCGCGGAGAGAGAGCUUAAGCUAAACGCUCUCCUACCAACAACGGCUCUUUUCAGAGCCACCUCACUCACACCAAGAGCUCGCUCCCUUAUUGUUUUUAUAAUAUUCAUCUUGUACUCGCACUUCAAUGUUCUUGCUGUUUCUAUACUACAAACUACAGUUGGCAUCAACGUUGAAUUCAUCAUAAGUGGCUCAAUGUGUGUCAAUGGGUGGAUGACUGCUUGUAGUGUAAAGCGCUUUACAGUCCUUAAUAAAGCACUAUACAAAUACAGGCCACUUACUAUUUACUUCUGUCUCCCAGAGUAGGAGUUCUAAUUUUGAUUGAACUGUCAGAGAAAACAGCAGCCUCGAGUAAGCCAGGAUAUU